This is a messenger RNA of Drosophila virilis, 944 nucleotides long. NCBI's taxonomy places the organism in Eukaryota, Metazoa, Arthropoda, Insecta, Diptera, Drosophilidae. The record is from RefSeq and is a predicted model, not a curated record.
AUUAUUCAGUUUUGCUUUUAGCUUCAAAAUUAUUAUGCGUAUUGCUAGAAAUAAUGUUUAUAAACUUUCGGAACUUGCAAAAGGUGCGUGGAUUCCGUGCGCUCAUCAUGGGUCCGCCAGGCAGCGGCAAGGGCUACGUUUCCGACAAGAUUGUGCAAACUUAUGGCGCUGUGCACAUCUCUGCGGGCGAUAUAUUGCGCAAGCAUAUACAGAAUCGCACAGUACUGGGCAAGACGGCAUCCGAGCUGAUUAGCCACGGCCAUCUGGUGCCCGACCAUUUGUUGGCCGGCGUAAUUACGACGGCCGUGUACAACGCCAACGAUCGAAACUUUAUACUCGACGGAUAUCCGCGCACUCUGUCUCAGGCUCAACACUUGGAGGGUCUUGUGAAGCUGGAUAUGGUCAUCAAUCUGGAUAUACCUGUGGAAGCCAUAUUGGACAUGCUCAAGCAUCGCCGAAUACAUGUACCCUCUGGCCGCGUAUACAAUGAGGGGGACAAGGCGCCGCUCGUGCCCGGACGCGACGACAUCACGGGCGAGCCCUUGGAACGGCGACCCGACGACAAACCGAACGUUGUGCAGGCUCGUUUGGCCGCUUUCGAUGGCCAAAUGGAUCCGAUUAUACGAUUUUACAAGAAAAAACACAUUUUGCACACCAUCACAGGACGAACUCAUCACAGCUUGUGGCCGUUGGUUGAGAAAUUUCUGAAGAAGCGCUGGAAAAACUAUCCGGCGCGUACCUUCAGGCCGCAGAGGGAUAUAAACUUGAUCAAGAUCUGCUAAGUCGAAAUCAAAUUUUAUUUAUUUGAGAUAUAUGGACACACGUAAACAUGGACAUAUGGAUACAUUUUAUUAUACUCCUAAAUAUUAUAACAAUUGACUUGUGAAACCAACAUAGGAUCUCAUUUUAAAGGUUUAAGGCAUAAUAAAGUUUUAAUCGAAAUA